Onychostruthus taczanowskii (white-rumped snowfinch) is the source of this 1104-nucleotide messenger RNA. RefSeq names its product ATP-dependent RNA helicase glh-2-like. The record is from RefSeq and is a predicted model, not a curated record. The transcript is spliced from 4 exons. The coding region runs from base 1 to 1089 and encodes 362 amino acids. Lineage: Eukaryota; Metazoa; Chordata; Aves; Passeriformes; Passeridae.
AUGCAACAGGCUGAUCCUAUUGAGGGCUCUCCCUCUGAAGCCCCCUCCCCAAUUGCAGGGCUGCUCGUGGCCGUGCCCCCCCAGGAGCCGCUCGGACCCCGAUUCCAGAGGGACCCCGAGAUCCCCAACGUCUUCCACGCCCAGGGAUUUGGGGCUGGGGGCUUCCAAAAUGGGUCUGGGGGCUCCCACCUUGGGUCAUUGGGGUCCUUAUUUCAGGAGGGGCCUCAAUUUGGGGAGGGGUCUCAGUGCCAGGAAGGGCUGCGGGGUUUGGGGCAGGGAUCUUGUUUUGGGUCUGGGGGCUCCCAAUUUGUGUCUGGGGGCUCCCAAUUUGGGGAGGGGUCUCAGGCCCAGGGGUGCCCCCAUUUAGAGUCUGGGGGCUCCCAAUUUAGGGAGGGGUCUCAGGCCCAGGGGUGCCCCCAUUUAGAGUCUGGGGGCUCAGAAAUUGAGCCAGGGUUGCGGGAUUUAAGUCUGGGGUCUCCAAUUGAGUCUGGGGUCCCGAAGGGGCUGGGUGAGCCCGAAUUGGGUCUGGGGUCCCCAAAUCCCCCUGAAUUGGGUCUGGGGUCCUCAAAUCCCCCUGAAUUGGGUCUGGGGUCCUCAAAUCCCCCUGAAUUGGGUCUGGGGUCCUCAAAUCCCCCAGAAUUGGGUCUGGGGUCCCCAAAUCUCCCCGAAUUAGGUCUGGUGUCUCUAUUGGGGGUCCCGGACAGGCAGAGUGACCCCGAAUUGGGUCUGGGGUCUCCAUUUGGGUCGGGGGUCCUGGAUCCCCCCGAAUUGGGUCUGGGGUCCCCGAGUCCCCCCGAAUUGGGUCUGGGGUCCCCGGGUCCCCCCGAAUUGGGUCUGGGGUCCUCGAGUGGCCCCGAAUUGGGUCUGGGGUCGCGGCUGCUGGUGCUGGCGCUGCAGGGGAAGAGCCCCCGGCCGCAGCUCUGGGCGCUGCGCGAGCUCGAGGCCAGCAACGGCCAGCUGCGGGAGCUGAGCCCGCGCCGCUGCGCAUGCGCCUUCGUGCUGCCCCCUGGCGGCCGCGCCGCGGGGCUGCAGGGCCGCGCCGUGCUGCUGCACCCCCUCGGCAGCCCCGGAGACCCCUCCCCAAAUUAAAAAUCACAGCUUUUA